GAGCUGUCUGCCGGCGACAUUUUCGGCGAGUUCGCCAUGCUCGGCCUCGUCCGCCGGCGCACCGCCUCGGUUCGCGCGGUGACGCUCUGCUCGAUGAUAGAGAUACCUCGGGAGAGGUUCCUGUCCGCGCUGGAGCGGUUCCCCCAGGAGCGGGGGCACUUCGAGCAGCUCACGACCCUGCACGAGGUC
Molecule: messenger RNA, 189 nt
Organism: Prorocentrum cordatum
Lineage: Eukaryota; Dinophyceae; Prorocentrales; Prorocentraceae
Source: the annotation of a GenBank genome assembly